Molecule: messenger RNA, 800 nt
Organism: Juglans regia (Persian walnut)
Lineage: Eukaryota; Viridiplantae; Streptophyta; Magnoliopsida; Fagales; Juglandaceae
Product: probable WRKY transcription factor 43
Exons: 2
Coding region: 26-577 (183 amino acids)
Biological process (GO): regulation of DNA-templated transcription
Molecular function (GO): DNA-binding transcription factor activity; sequence-specific DNA binding
Source: RefSeq, a predicted model, not a curated record
ACUAAUUCCUUGGGGAGCUGUUGUCAUGGACGAACUCCCCCCUCCACUGACUCAAAACAUUAACGUUCCGAUCUCCUACUCACUUCCAUCGCCUCCACAUGAUCUAAUGCAAACUCAAAUAGCUUCAGACAUCGACUGGGUUAGCCUCCUCUCAGCUGGUCCCAACUUCAAGUUUGGCAACCAAAAUCCCUCAUCAACAAGCAAACCCCUAACGGCUACGAAUGGAGCUGUAGGCCUUGAAAAUGGCAGUACUAAACAUAAAGGAAGAGUAGGCAGGACAAAGAAAACCAUUCCACCGAGGAUUGCCUUCCACACGAAAAGCCCAGAUGAUAUUCUAGACGAUGGAUUCAGGUGGCGGAAGUACGGGCAGAAAGCUGUGAAGAAUAGUAUCCACCCCAGGAGCUACUAUCGCUGCACGCAUCAUACAUGCUACGUGAAGAAACAAAUCCAGCGACAUUCAAAAGAUGCAAGCAUCGUCGUGACAACAUAUGAGGGCAUUCACAACCAUCCUUGCGAACAAUUGAUGGAGAGCCUAAGCCCACUACUGAGGCAAUUGCAAUUCCUCUCAAGCUUCUAGACCCAAUCUAUCGUUUUAUAACUUUUAUGUUUUGAGACUAUACGCAAGUGUACAGAGCAUCUCAUGAAUAACUGCUUUAUGGCAAUAUUGUUUGACAAUCAAGAAGACAAAGGAGAAAAAAAGCAAAUGAUGAUGAUUUAUGUAAACUAAAAACACAACUUUAUGAUCUUUACGAACUGCAUGCCUUCUCUUUAUCACCACAAAAUCAGCAAAUAAAAAGGAU